Molecule: messenger RNA, 798 nt
Organism: Daphnia magna
Lineage: Eukaryota; Metazoa; Arthropoda; Branchiopoda; Diplostraca; Daphniidae
Exons: 3
Coding region: 66-650 (194 amino acids)
Source: RefSeq, a predicted model, not a curated record
AUGAGUUAAGGUAGAGCCGCAGUUUAACACUGAAGACACGUCCAUUAGAAAUCUCAACCAUCAAAAUGCGGUUUGAAUUUCUUUUUUCACUGAUCUUCAGCAUCGUCGUCAUCUCGUUCGUCAACGGCAAUCAGGGCACCACGGAAGCCAAUAGUUCCCGACUCUUCGUCUACAAUGGCAGUUUCUCGUUCACGACAUUUACGGUUCUCAAGGCGAGUACCACCGUCACUUCCACAUUGACCAGUACCACCACUUGCACCACUUCAACAGCCGCCCUGACUACCUGCACCAUCGGUCGUCGUCGACGUGGUCUCUUUUACGACGACGCCGCAGCACAGGGCCGCAAUCGACGUGGUCUCUUCUACAACGAUGAAGAAGUCGAGAACAAGAAGGGCAGCUCCCUUCUUCCUGCUGUCACAGGAUCAAAGAAUCCCGUUGAUGAGGUUCAGUCUAAAUCAAGUGACAACCUCUCGGCGAUCCCGUUGAUUGUUGAGUCUGGUUACGAAUUGCCAAAAGAUAGCCCAGUGAAUCGAUUUUUGGUAUCGUUCGGGACGUCUACACUCACAUCUUACACCGUCACUAUGUCAACCAUAAGCUUGACGGCAUUUUGCAGCAGCACCACCGGUUUUUCGCUUUGCGGUACUCCAUGAAAAUAGGCGACACAUUUUUAACUGUUUGCAAUGUAUAAACAAAUGAACUGCGGCACAGCGGGUGGUUUUAUUUUUUUAAUAUGAUAGAGGUACAACACAGCUUAACAUUUAUGUCGGGAAAAUACAAUCACAAAAUUCUAGACUCAAA